Drosophila obscura is the source of this 879-nucleotide messenger RNA. RefSeq lists its product as uncharacterized. Lineage: Eukaryota; Metazoa; Arthropoda; Insecta; Diptera; Drosophilidae. The transcript has a single exon. The record is from RefSeq and is a predicted model, not a curated record. Bases 47 to 823 code for a protein of 258 amino acids.
UUUAUAAAAAUAAAAGUAUUUUGGAUUUCAAAGUACGGCAGUUACAAUGAUUUCCUAUAUUUCAUAUUUUCUUAUAUUUUAUACCGCCACUGCGGAUAAUUUAAAGGUUCUCAACUACCAGAACUCGGCAAAGACAAUCGUUCAAGACCUCAUAGACAACUGGCAGUCCCCGAUUGGUUACCUGGAGAGUCGCGGUUACCUGCCCAAGGAUCUUCAGUACGCUCCCGACCUGAAUGUUGAUAAUGCACAAAAUAACGCACCCCAAGACUUGCCACAGAACGAAAUAUCCAAAAAACAGUUCCAAGAAUCUGCCUCCGAAGCCGAAGCCAAAGCGGAAAACGAUCGACUAGUCCGCUCCUUUGACAAGCAGAAUUCCGACGACGUGAAGAAAAUGUUUCGCAGGCUUUUCUCAUCAGAAAAUGACGAUACCAUAUCCGAUGAACUCAAGUCCAAGCUGGACGUAUCCUGGGACAUGAAUCAGUUGAGGGCCACUGCCCGCAGGGAAGCCGAGAAAUGCUAUGAGAAAUUCUGCAAGAAACGCACACAGAAUGAUGCAACCCAUCCGACUGUCACGGACGAGCAGUUUGAUUCCGAUAUCGAUGCGGAGAUAGCACAGCUCUAUCCCUCUGUUCUACCCAAAAAAAAAAAUAAUGUCAAAAAGAAGGAAGUGAUGGCUGCCACGCCACACAAGAAACCCUACCAAUUAGCCAAAGGAUUUGGCAAAAUUCUGUGCAACCGUCAACUAGGAGAUGCGGCGAUGUACAAGCACUUGUAUUCAACAGCCCAAAGACAGGAGCAGAAGGCCGCUCAGGGCACGCAGUGACUUGUUUAAUUUGAAAUAAAUUUGUUUAGGAAAAAGGCAACCAAACGACUAUUAAA